AUGCAUGCCAAGGGUGAUAAGGGUCACCAAUGCCUGGGUGGUACUCAGAAGCAUGAAUCUAUCACUCCAAGACCACUCGCAUCAGUACAGGAGCAAGCUGAUGAAGCAGAGGUGCCAGCAGCCUCUGAAUGUCAUGAUGGGUCACAGAAGAAGAAAAGGGACGACAUGUCCCUUGGACUACAAGACUUGACUGAUGAGGAGGACAAUGCAGAAACACAGUCAUCUGUGAUCACACAAGACGACUUCCCACCACGAAUGUCUGGGCAUAUAUUGCAAGGACAAGGUCCCAUCCAGAAUCAUGGGCAUAACUUCGAGACAGUCCAGUUAGGAGCUCAGAUCUGCACCAUGAUCAAAAGGGAGCAUAGGAAAUAUGAACAACUCAAGAUUGCAGUGAAAAAAGCGACCUUGCUGAUCACAGAUGAUUACAGUCCCACAACAGUUGUCAAGGCACACAAGAUCAUGGUUGCAAGUAGCAAUGCUGGUUCCCUCAUCCACCCUGCAAAUGAUGAUGAUACAGAGUUGGAGGAGAUAUUUCAUAGAAACAUUGUCACCUUUCGACUAAAAGUUAAAUUACUUGUGACAGACAAUGAUUCCAAUCAAGCUGCCAACAAGUUACAUUCAGAGCAGGCAAAGGUCCAGCAGCAUGCCCCAAAUGCAAGCAUAGGUCAAACUGCCAGACUUGUCACAUCAUGCCAUUGUGCAUUUACUUCCCUCGGUGCUGCCGAAAGUAUCUUCGAGGAGUGCCUGAAAGAACACAAGAAACUCCGUCCUCCAGAGAAAACUAAACGUGGCGCAUCAACACAAUCAAUGCCUACAUGGCAAAGGGAAAUGACCCGGGCCAUCCAAGAAAUGGAACAAUUUUCUGAUGCGGAGGCUGCUGAUGAAAACGAUGGCACUGCCAUUGGGGGUGAAGAUGAAAUUGGUGACGACACAGUGGAGGAGUACUGA
Messenger RNA from Pisolithus orientalis, 948 nucleotides. RefSeq lists its product as uncharacterized. Lineage: Eukaryota; Fungi; Basidiomycota; Agaricomycetes; Boletales; Pisolithaceae. The record is from RefSeq and is a predicted model, not a curated record. The transcript is spliced from 10 exons. Bases 1 to 948 code for a protein of 315 amino acids.